This is a messenger RNA of Pistacia vera, 2780 nucleotides long. Its product is annotated as mannosyl-oligosaccharide glucosidase GCS1. The coding region runs from base 50 to 2596 and encodes 848 amino acids. Gene Ontology annotation, molecular function: Glc3Man9GlcNAc2 oligosaccharide glucosidase activity. Gene Ontology annotation, cellular component: endoplasmic reticulum membrane. NCBI's taxonomy places the organism in Eukaryota, Viridiplantae, Streptophyta, Magnoliopsida, Sapindales, Anacardiaceae. The record is from RefSeq and is a predicted model, not a curated record. Gene Ontology annotation, biological process: protein N-linked glycosylation; oligosaccharide metabolic process. The transcript is spliced from 22 exons.
CUUCAGUGACCGGAGAACCGAAACGGUUCAUCAGAAUCACAGUCGAAAAAUGACUGGAAAUGGCCGAAGAAGUGCACGAAGCAGAAUCAAAUCCUCCACUGAUGGAGACGAAGGAGAGCCUGUCCGUCCCAGAAGGACUAACGUUAAAAACCGUAGAGAUCACAGUCCACUUCGCCUUUUCAGCUUUGAUGUCAGAAUCAUGCUAGGCUUAAGCAUUUUCUCUUUCUUAACAAUUUCGUUUCUGAUUUAUCGUCUCGUUAAUUCUAUACAAGAAGCCGAUACACCUCGUGUUGUUACGCCUUUUCCUGCUCCCAAACUCAUGGACCUUCAUAUGUUUCAAGGCGAGCAUAAAGAGAGCUUGUACUGGGGAACUUAUCGCCCUCACGUUUAUCUUGGAAUUCGUGCCAGGACUCCGCGAUCUUUGGUUGCUGGCUUGAUGUGGAUUGGUGUAAAGGAUGGAAGAUAUCAUAUGCGCCAUGUGUGUCAAGACUCUGAUGAGCUGAGCAAGUAUGGGUGGACUCAUCAUAAUGGUCGUGAUUUUGGACAUCAGGUUUUGGUUGACCAUGGCAUGACCUUGGAAACAAGUUUUUUGAAAUCCAAGGGAGAUGGCUGUGGCUAUGGAGGAGAUUGGGCAGUUCGAAUUGGUGUGCAAAUUGAGGAAUCUGAACGGAAUAAUGACAUGCUGAGCAGUGGACAUCUAUUUUUCUAUUUGGCUGAUGAAGAAGGAAAUGCUCUAACUUUGAGUAGGGAUAACGUAGAUAUUCAUGAGAGUUCUCUCCUGGUAACAGGUUCACGAAUGGAUGUCGGGGCUUGGCAGCUACACUUAAAAGCAAUGGAUGAUUUGGAAGUCCAUUAUUCUGGUUUCAGGAGUCCUCAUAUUCAUAACUUAUCUGAACUUGUUCUAGAGAAUCUUGGAGCCCAAGCAAGAAUGUUUGGUCGUCUGCAGUUGAGUGACACAUCAGUUCAUUCUCCAAACAUUUUAGUUUUUCAGAUUUCUGCCAGGAUUCCAUUCAAAGCAGAUAUUGCUUUUAUAUCUGGAACUGGUGUAAAGAACUCAAGGGUAGAAGAACGUGUAAGCAGCCUUACAGGCACCUCACUGACUAGUCUACUCAAAGAGAAGCAACAUGAUUUUGAUGCCAAAUUCGAGAGGUGCUUUAACCUGGCAGAAAAGCUUGAUUCUGAAUCCAUAAUUGUUGGAAAGGCUGCUAUAGGGAAUAUGUUGGGUGGCAUUGGCUACUUCUAUGGCCAAUCAAAAAUUUCAUUACCCAAAAGUUCUAAACUUAAAAGUCAUGAUAAUUUCAUUUUAUAUUGGCCUGCCGAGCUUUAUACUGCUGUCCCAAGUCGACCCUUCUUUCCAAGGGGUUUUCUUUGGGAUGAAGGUUUUCAUCAAUUAUUGAUCUGGCGUUGGGAUGUCCAUAUAUGCUUAGAUAUUAUUGGACACUGGUUAGAUUUGAUGAACAUUGAUGGAUGGAUUCCCCGGGAGCAGAUUUUGGGUGCUGAAGCUCUAAGUAAGGUACCUGAGGAAUUUGUUCUUCAGCAUCCAACUAACGGAAAUCCACCGACUUUAUUUAUGGUUAUACGAGAACUAGUUUAUGGCUUGAAGAAAAACAAAUUUACUGCUACAGAAAGCAAUGAUAUCUCUUCCUUUUUAGAGCGAGCUCUUAUACGCCUUGAAAGAUGGUUCCAUUGGUUCAACACUACUCAGUCAGGAAAGGAAAUGAGCAGCUAUUUUUGGCAUGGAAGAGAUAGCACAACAAUACGUGAACUAAAUCCAAAGACUCUAUCCUCUGGGCUGGAUGAUUAUCCUCGUUCUUCACAUCCUACUGAAGAAGAACGUCACUUGGACCUUAGAUGCUGGAUGCUCCUUGCUGCAGAUUCCCUGCAUUCCAUUGCUGACUUGUUUGCGAAGGAAAGCAAACGAAAAAAGGAAUAUGGUUCAACAGCUAAGCUGCUUUCAGAUUUUGAAAUUCUGAAUCAGAUGCAUUUUGAUCCAGCUUACGGAGCUUAUUUUGAUUAUGGAAAUCAUACAGAAAAGGUUCGUUUAAGUUGGAAAGAAACAAAGGUGGGAAAUAACCAUCCAACUCGUGAGCUUGUAAGGGAAGUACUAGAAAAGCCAGAGCUGAGAUUUGUUCCUCAUAUUGGUUAUGUCAGCCUUUUUCCAUUCAUGGAGAAGAUUAUUCCACCUGAAUCAUGGAUUCUGGAAAAACAGCUUGACCUCAUUUCAAAUAAGAGUAUCUUAUGGACUGAUUAUGGACUCCGCUCGCUUGCCAAAACAAGCUCCAUGUACAUGAAACGCAACACAGAGCAUGACCCACCUUAUUGGAGAGGUCCAAUUUGGAUGAACAUGAAUUACAGGAUUCUUUCUGCACUCCACCAUUACACACAAGUGAAUGGACCGUAUAGAGACAGAGCGAAAGCAAUAUAUGAUGAAUUAAGGAGCAAUCUGAUCAGAAAUGUGGUUAGCAACUACCACCAGACUGGGUUUCUAUGGGAACAAUAUGAUCAGAAAAAGGGUAAAGGAAAAGGUGCUCGUGUAUUCACUGGCUGGACAUCACUUGUGCUAUUAAUGAUGGCUGAAGGUUAUAGUGAGAGUUAAAUCCGUUAAUAUGAAGUUUUUGCCAACAGAAAAGGGAAACAAGAACAAGUUUUGUACCAAGAGUAACUCUCUACGAUUAUUUCAUGGGGUAGUAAUUUUAUAUUAGCGCUGGUACCCAGUAUCAGCACAUCUGUAUACAUUGAAGAAACAAAAAACUCUUAUAGAAGAUAAUUAAAAUUUAAAA